GGUGUCAGAUAAAAACAAGCCCAGUAUGAGUUCUUCCUUUAAAAACAAGUGGACACAAAGUUCUCAUCUCACUGUACCACAUCAAGAAGUCGGGAGAGAAGUAUAUCUAAGUUUAAUGCAACGUGGAGAUCAAAAUCGACACAUAAAAGAUGCAACGAUUGAAAUCGUCAGUGGGUUUGGUUCUGCUCUGUGUUAUGCACAUGUGGACCGGAUCAACGAAUGGGUGCUUCUUUAAAGAUGCUGAAUUACAACUGUAUCUGGACCAGAAGCUUAUAACUGCUGAAGCAGGAUGUGCACGGAUCCCAUGUUCAUUUCUUGAUGUACCAAAAGCAAUCAAUGCCAAACAGAUCUGGUUUAAAGGCAGCCCAGAGUUCCCCCUCGCCCCGCCAGAGAUAGAAAGAACGAAUGGACUGAAAAAAACAUAUUCUACACAAGAAGAAUGCAGUGUUAUUCUGUGGGACCUCAUUGGACAGGACAGAACUGAAGAAUAUGGGUUCAUGUUAGAAUUGAGAACACAUGAAAAACACAUCUUUCCUGAGAGAGUCAAUGUGUUUUACUCUGCUGCAAAAGUGAACAUCACUCUAAGCACUGAGGUCCUUGUAGCUACAAAGAUGGCAAUUCUCACUUGCAGUAUUUCAGACCUCUGUCCUGGUAGUGAUACAAAAGUAACCUGGAAGGGGCUUGGCACAAAACAACUUUUACCCCUCAGAUGGAAAAAUAAGGAGCUUCAUUUCAUACCUGUCCCUGAAGAUCACCAAGCAGAGAUCACAUGUGAGGUUACGUUUGGAAAAAAUCUGACCGCCAGUGCUACGGUUACUUUAACAGUUCACUCUCAGCCUCAGAUACUGAACAGUUCUGCAUGCACACUAAAGCAAGAUCUUCUCACCUGUGUGUGCGUGAGUCAGGGUGUACCUUUGCCUGAUAUUCACUGGGACCUACUGCAGGACAAUGAAAGUUUUAAUCCAUUCAAGGCAUCGGACCAUCAUGUGACCGUAAACAGCACCUUCACAAUGACUGCUGAAGAUUUUGGCAGAAUAGGUGAUGUGAUUUGUGUCAGCAGAAAUGACCUUGGUCAGGCACAUAUGACACUUCCAGUGAUUACUGAAGGUAAUCCAGAUCAUGUAAAUGAACUUCCUGUGAGUUUUGAAGAUAAUCCAAACACUGAAUAAAAAUAAGUGUAGUAGCUAUUUUGAUAGUAGUUAUAUUAUGAUAUGUAUAAGGCAGGCUUGUGCACACUUCAGAAUUGGCCUCCAUUCAAUUCAUGAAUUGGAAUUUGAAUUGCAUUGACUCCGCCAUACAGGAAUUUGAAUUUGAAUUGGAAUGACAGGAAGUGGAAUUAAAUUCAUGGCAAUUCAAAGAAACAUAAAGAAUCACACAACAUAAAGAAUCUCACAUACAUUCAGUGUUAGGAAAGUUACUUUGGAAAAUUGUUUGGCAACCAUUUUAAAUACUUGGUUAAAGUAAAGCAUUCUGUGAAAUGAAGUCAUGUUCCAUCAUGUUCCACAAAAUUAAAAAAAACUUUAUUUGUUAUGUGACUAGAGUUUUUAACAUAUAACUGUUAAUGUAAUCUGUACAAGUAAUUCAAACUAAUAUAGUUUUUAGAAUAUGUAAUGCAAUCAUAUCUGAGUCGCUUCAUUUUUAACACUUUACUUAC
Molecule: messenger RNA, 1654 nt
Organism: Misgurnus anguillicaudatus (oriental weatherfish)
Lineage: Eukaryota; Metazoa; Chordata; Actinopteri; Cypriniformes; Cobitidae
Source: RefSeq, a predicted model, not a curated record